Molecule: messenger RNA, 552 nt
Organism: Geodia barretti
Lineage: Eukaryota; Metazoa; Porifera; Demospongiae; Tetractinellida; Geodiidae
Source: the annotation of a GenBank genome assembly
AUGAACUUCACCACCUUUGAGUAUUUUCCCCGUAUGACCUACCACCGGGAAUAUGCCUUGCGUAUGGAGAUGUCGAUCCCCGAUCCCAAUGAAUGCCCUUUCCCGUACAUUCAAAUAUUCGACCUGGACAGGAUUGAGGAUUUUCAGGACGCGAUUGACCACGGUUAUUUGAACGUGGCCGCUUCCCAAGGCGAUCUGUAUCGGAUGGUCCCCUUGGACAUUUCACCCAACGGCGCAGGUUCUCCGGCGACGUGCUACGAGCGGUACCGAACUCGAAUGGAAGAGGCCAACGGCUAUGUAGUGGAAGUGCAGACUGAGUUGAAAGGCAUCGGGUCCCGCUGGGCCGCCAGCGUAGCGCAACAAGACGGUAAACGCAUGGAUGCCGCACGCGCCGCGCUGGCGGCUGGUGAUCUGGAAACGGCGGCACAGUACGGCAGGGUUUAUCGGCUUGAACCGGUGGACGUAGAGCCCUUGGUCAAGCCGUGGCGGCCGUCUGAGAAGGAGGCCGAAUGGAAGGCGGGACAGGAGGCGGAGGGCCAGGCGACCGCGUGA